Messenger RNA from Owenia fusiformis, 1243 nucleotides. NCBI's taxonomy places the organism in Eukaryota, Metazoa, Annelida, Polychaeta, Sabellida, Oweniidae. The record is from the annotation of a GenBank genome assembly.
ACACAGCAGCCCUGUAAGCUCUAGCUAGUAAGAUUUAGUUGCAAGCCUAAAUGUAACAUGAUCUUCAGCAUAAUAUAUUCAUGAGCCUCGCUUUAGCUUGUUGCUUGGUAAUAAACAGCAUCAAGAUGGCUGAUAGUCAGGCUCAAGAUACUCGUUUGUUUUAGUUAGAAUUGCCCACAUAGUUCAUUUGAGCAUGUUAAAGUCUAAUUUCACUAGAUAUCCUUAGUGUAUUCACUUGUCUAUCAUACUAAUUGGUACUAAUCUAUUUCAAAGCAUGCAAGUGAUGAAAUCAAGAAGAUUCAGUAUCUCACUAAUGUUCUGCUAAUUAUCUUAAUGUUCCUCAACUUUAACCCUUCAUAAGUAAAAAUUUUGUCGGUCAACCCCAAAUGAAAUUUACUGAUUAUUUUAGAGCAAGAUGUCUCCUAUCAUUUAAAGAAAGUUUCAUUUGGGGCGCAUCGCUAGUUUUGAAGAUUAACUAAUUUUAGUAGACCCUACACAUUGACAAACUCCCAUUUAGUGAGAACAGUACAAGAUAAAAAUGUCAAAUACACAACAAGCAUCAGUUUCCUCUUAUUUUCACAAUCAAGAUGAACAUCAAAGAGCAUUGGAAUCACUGUGUAGGCUGUGCUCUUCUAAAAGAAAAUCUUCUAAACAAAAUGUCAAAGCAAGAUCAUGUAUACUUAUUCAGUCAGAGCUCUCUAAAAUAUGCCCAUCUAUAAAGUUAGAUGAAGAUGAACCACUGUAUCAUCCAUCAAAAGUGUGUGAGAAAUGUUACAGGCUUAUUAAGGAUUUAAACAGGAGGAAAAGACAAAUACCUUUAGAAACACUCACAUUAUAUUCAAAUGUCAACAAAAAAUGGAUAGAAAAUGACUCUGAGAAAUGUUGGACGUGCGAAGUACACCAAAGCGCCAAUCCUUUUCAAAAAUCAAGGAAAAGAUCAUUUGAAACAAGUUUGAAUGAGGAGGACUUUGCAAGAGAUAUUAGUAUGAGUCACAGCACACCAAAAAAGAGGUGUAAUGUGAUAAGCGACAAUGACGCAUCUACCUGUAUGACACCUGGCCGAGGACGUGAUGCAACAAUAAGAGACAUCUUGCAAAAACCAAGUGAUCAGCCAUUGUCAGUAUUGGAAGAUAAGCUUCUGACUUCAUUGGUUAAAAGAAAGUUAAAUCAUUCCCGUAAGAAAGAGGAGCUCCACUGCAAAACUGGAGGAAAGGUAAUUAUCCUUUAUAUCAAAAAUAACUAA